UUGUUUUUUAAUUUUCUCAACCUUAGCUUCUAAGUCUGCUCUCCUCCUUCUCCAAUCUCUCCCUCAAAUAUUCUCUCUCUUUUCUUUGCAUUCUUUCCCUUCACUCUUCAAUGGCAGGUGCAAAUGCAAUCCACACCAAACACCAAAAACUAGCACCAGAAAAAAACCAAGAUGACCCCAAUAACAAGUUAUAUUACCAUUUUCUCUACAAAGCAGCCUUAGUUGCAAUCUUCUUCGUUAUCCUUCCUAUGUUUCCUUCACAAGCUCCUGACUUUAUCAACCAAUCUCUGGUAACAAGAAACUGGGAACUCCUUCACAUACUGUUUGUUGGUAUUGCAAUCUCUUAUGGCCUCUUCAGCCGUAAAAAUGAUGAGAAGGCGGAGAAAGAGAACAAUGGAACCAAGUUCGAUAACGCGCAGACGCUUGUUUCGAGGUUCCUUCAGGUGUCUUCGUUCUUCGAGGACGAAGCUGAAAUAACCCCUUCUUCUUCUUCUAAUGAAAGCGCCAUCACCACCACCACCACUACCAGCAGCAACAAAGUGCAAACUUGGAACAAUCAACACUACAGGAAGGAGCCUGUGGUGGUUGUGGCAAAUCAGCAACAACCAGCACAACAUCGCUCUAAUUUCGAAAACAAGGGUGGUGGUCGUGGCAAUGGCAGCUUCGCAAGUGGUGAAGGCUCGAGAAUUAUUGGUGAGAAGCCUCUGCUUUUGCCCGUUCGAAGCUUGAAGUCUCGUUUAUGUGAUGAUCCACAUGUUGAUGAUGCUAAUGAAAUUGCUAAACCUGUUAAUGGAACAACAACAAGCUCUGUGUGUCUUAAUAGAUCAAAUUCUAAUAGCAACAAGACAAUAGCGUCCAAAAGAUUCUCACCAAGUAAUUCAAUGAAGACGACAAAUGGUGAAUUUGAAGGUCCCGGUAGUCCAAGAAUUGUGGAAAACACUAAGGACAGUAAUGUUGUGCUUCCAUCUCCAAUUCCAUGGAGAUCAAGGUCAGGGAAAGAAAUUGAGACCCCAACAGCUCAGUAUCCUUCUUCAAUGGAGGAAUCUGAGUUCAACAAGGUGGAAUCAAGAUCAGUGAUGAGGUCCCAAACUUAUUCACGUUCAUCAAGAACAAGUCCCGUUUCAUCUGCAGAGUCAGUUGCAAAGAACUCUGAGAAGGUGAUAAGGAAGGUGGUGUUCUGCAAGUCUUGUCCUCCUCCGCCACCUCCACCGCCGCCCAUGUUCCAGAAAUCAGUCUCUAUGAAACCAUUAAGGUACGGUUCUUCAUUCAGUGGAAGUGGUAGUUCCUUUGAUAAGGAAUUGAAGAGGAGCUUCACAAGUGAAGGGAGAAGAACUUUUAUUGCUGAUAAUAAUAAUAAUAAUAAUAAGAAUAAAAUCAAGAACAUGGGUUCUUUCUCAAAGAGCAAAGAGGUCAAAGAACAAUUUGACGAUCAAGAACCAAGAAGAAAGAGUAACAAAACAGGUAUGGGAUAUGAAAAUAAAAUGUCUUUUAGAACUGACAAAUUCAUGCCAGAGGCAAAAGCUCCAACAACGGAAUUAGCAGAGGAAGAAGAGGAGAAGGAAGAAAGCUUCCUAGACAAGGGGAUGAUGGAAAAUGAUCAUUAUGAUGACGAGGAUGACAACGAUGAUGAGUCCUCAGAAUAUGAAGAUGAAGAUGUUGCUAGAGAAGCAAGGAUGAUGCAGAAAGAGAAAGUGGAAAAUCUACCACCACAUGUUGAAGAAGCCUCAAAGACUGAAGAAGAGGAGGAAGAAGAAAGUGCAGCACCUUCUUCUGACGUAGAUAAGAAAGCUGAUGAGUUCAUAGCCAAGUUUAGGGAGCAAAUAAGGCUUCAGAGAAUCGAGUCCAUCAAGAGGAGUACAAGGACUACUAGGAAAUCUUCAAGGUAAAGUUAAAAAAAUAUCUUGAAGAUCCUUAUUAUAUAAUAGAGUUAUGAGAUGUUAUUAAAAAGAGUGGAUCUUUUGUUUCCACAGUUUUUUUAAGCUUGUAAUUUAAUUUGUAUUUGGAUUUGGAUUCUUCUCCUAUUUACCAACUGACAUAAAUUUAAGGGCAAAACACUAAAAUAAGCCAAUGGGAAGAAAUUUUUACGUAAAUUUGCCAAACCAAAAUUUAGUUCAUGAAUCAACCAAUGCAUGUUUAUAUGUAGUUCGAAUCAAUUAGAUUCGAACUCAAUCUACACAUAAUUCGAAUCAUAUUGAUUCGAAUUAUACACAAAACUCACAAACACAGUAAUUCGAAUCAACUUGAUUCGAAUUACACACAUACAAUAAUUCGAAUCAAGUUGAUUCGAAUUACACCCUGAUUUAUUAAAAAAAUUAAUAAUUUAUUAAAAAAUUUAUUAAAAAAUAAUAAUUUAAAAUUAAAAAAAUAUAUUUUUUAUUUCAUGCAUUAAAAAAAAUCUAACAAAAUAUUUAAUUACGAGACUUUUUUUAAAUAUUAAUGAGCUAUCAAUUCAAAUUUCAUAAAAUACUCUUUUGUCCAUUUUUAAUAGCUCAUGAAUAUUUUUUAAUAAAUUUUUUUAAAUUAUAUGGUGAGAUAUUACAUGAUUCGAAUUACGCAUGGGAAGUUCAAUCACUCUGAUUCGAAUUAUACGGUGAGCAAUUCGAAUUCUAUACAAUACUCUUCUGCCCAUUCUUGAUAGCUCAUGAAUAUUUUUUAAUAAAUUUAUUUUAAUUAUAUAAACCACAAAAAAAUAAUGCAAAAUAAUUUAAAAAAUGACUUAAAAAAUAUUAGGAAUACUAUAAAAAUUUGUAAUGUUCUAAUGAUUUAGGUAAAUAUAUGCAUGUACACAAAUUUUAAAUAAAAUACUCUAGAUAGUCAAUAAUAAUUUAAAAAUUAAAGAAAAUAUUUUAUUCCAUCCAAAAUAAUUAAAAAAUAUAUUUUAUUCUAUACAAAAUAAUUUAAAAAAAUGGCUUAAAAAUGUUACGAGUACUAUAAAAAUUUGUAAUAUUCUAGUGAUUUAGGUAAAUACAUGAUAAAAAUAUAUUUUCUUUAAUUUCUAAAUUAUUAAUGUCCUAAGUCAUUGCAAAUUUUUAUAGUACUCCUAACAUCUUUUAAGCCAUUUUUAAAUUAUUUUGCAUAGAAUAAAAUAUUUUUUGUGGUAUAAUUAAAAUAAAUUUAUUAAAAAGUAUUCAUGAGCUAUCAAGAAUGGACAGAAGAGUAUUGUAUAGAAUUCGAAUUGCUCACCAUAUAAUUCGAAUCAGAGUGAUUGAACUUUCCAUGCGUAAUUCGAAUCAUGUAAUAUCUCACCAUAUAAUUUACAAAAAUUUAUUAAAAAAUAUUCAUGAGCUAUUAAAAAUGGACAAAAGAGUAUUGUAUAGAAUUUGAAUUGAUAGCUCAUUAAUAUUUAAAAAAAAAAGUCUCAUAAUUAAAUAUUUUGUUAGAUUUUUUUUAAUACAUGAAAUAAAAUAUAUAUUUUUUUAAUUUUAAAUUAUUAUUUUUUAAUAAAUUUUUUAAUAAAUUAUUAAUUUUUUUAAUAAAUCAGGGUGUAAUUCGAAUCAACUUGAUUCGAAUUAUUGUAUGUGUGUAAUUCGAAUCAAGUUUAUUCGAAUUAGUGUGUGUGUGAGUUUUGUGUAUAAUUCGAAUCAAUAUGAUUCGAAUUAUGUGUAGAUUGAGUUCGAAUCUAAUUGAUUCGAACUACAUAUAAACAUGCAUUGGUUGAUUCAUGAACUAAAUUUUGGUUUGACGGAUUUACGUAAAAAUUUCUUCCCCUUAGCUUAUUUUAGUGUUUUGCCCUAAAUUUAACCUCUUGUAGUUUCUUGGUUCUACGAAUUGUUUUGUGUUGGUGGUUUUAUUUGUCGGGCUUCACCUUUAGGUUUUGGUGUACAUAACAUUUCAGCUACACCAUAUUGAAUCAGUGCAACCUCUUAUGCUAGAUACGAUUAUGAGAAAAUGAAGUUGCACCGUACAACAAUUGCAU
This is a messenger RNA of Arachis stenosperma, 3916 nucleotides long. RefSeq lists its product as uncharacterized. Lineage: Eukaryota; Viridiplantae; Streptophyta; Magnoliopsida; Fabales; Fabaceae. Bases 111 to 1886 code for a protein of 591 amino acids. The transcript has 3 exons. The record is from RefSeq and is a predicted model, not a curated record.